AUGUCGAAGUACUACGAGCGAGAAGUCCGCAAGGACUACGUGAGAAGCCCAAGCCACCACCGCCGCGGCGACCCGCCCCCGGUCUCACGAGAGCAGUCCCCCGAAUACUACUCGGGCGGCGGCGGCGGUCCCGUACAGGUGGUCUACCCGGACACUCGAGGGCCCGUCCCGAUCGCUGGCGGUCCCUACAUCUCGGGCGCCAUCCCCGCCGACGCUCCUCCGGUCCAUCCAUACUACGGCCCGGAGUCGCCGCUCUCACCCCGCGACGCAAACGCCCUCCAGAUCCCGCCCUCGCCCCGUUACCGCCCACGCUCCCUGCCUCCCCAAGCCCUCGCAGUAGGCCGGCCUCGAUCCCGCUCGCGGCCCCGGAGCCCCAUCGGUAAGGCCCGUCAUGCCCUAGACAACACCUUCACCCAGUCCUCCUCGGGCAUCGGCGUGGGUCUUCUGGGCGCCGUCGUCGGCGGUCUGGCCGCGCGCGAGGUCUCCGACGCCACCGUCCGGACCCGCAACCGCAAGGAGAUGGAAAACGGCACGUUCCGCCCGCGGUCGCCCCGCGAGACGGAGAAGGCGCGCGUGAUAUCCACCGUUGUCGGUGCUCUCGUGGGCGGCCUCGGCGCCAACGCCAUCGAGAAACGCUUCGAGGUCGCCCGCCGCCGCGACAGAGAGCAGCAGGAGGCAUGGGAGAGGCGGUGGGGAGGGAGAGCGACCUCCCGCACUACGACACGGGCAGAGACUACGAGCUCGACCACGGCAGGGGACGUCCUCGCGAUCGGCGCCGUGACGAGUGGGACGAGGGCUAUCCUCGCGACUAUCCUUACGACGACCGACGUGCGGGGAGGCUGA
Molecule: messenger RNA, 843 nt
Organism: Colletotrichum spaethianum
Lineage: Eukaryota; Fungi; Ascomycota; Sordariomycetes; Glomerellales; Glomerellaceae
Exons: 1
Coding region: 1-843 (280 amino acids)
Source: RefSeq, a predicted model, not a curated record